AUGCGCCCCGUAUACCACGCCAACUCCCUGUAUCAACGAGAAGCAGCCAUGCUGACUGGUUUAGCGGAUUCCAUCUGGGAGAACUUGUGCUCAACGUAUUCGAACACGUUUGCAUACUACACGAAACAUACACUCCCAGCCUCGUUACAAGUACCGUUUACGCGAUGGAUGAGCGCAUAUGGCGACCAACAAGGGCUUAUGGACACAAUCAAGGACUCUUCAAGGGACUGCCUGUAUCCUGCUACCGAUAAAUGCUCCGACCUGUGGUUCAUGUACAAUGGCCGGAAGAAGACCAGGACAUACACUGCCGGUUGUAGUCGAGGAAUAAUAACACAGGAUCCACCUUGCCACGACUCAGGUGGUCCCACAAUUAAAAACGGAACAAUCACCUUUUCCUACAACAAUGUGUGUGGCGCAAACCGAGUCUCGCAGUUACUCAUCACUACAGACAUAGAUCGAGCGAGCUUGACGACAACCAAGGCUGGUACCAAGGCCGUAGUUACUACGUCCGCCCCUGUGACGGCGCAACAAACCCCGACCGUGUCCAGUGCAAGUUUGACCACCACGAGGGCAACAGCCACUCACACAUCAUCUUCAGUGUCUCAACUCCCACCAACCACACCAAGCACGACACAUCCGAUCACGACAAGCACAAUUAAGACUACAAGUCCCGUGAGCACAACCAGCACAAGCACAAUUAAGACUACAAGUCCCGUGAGCACAACCAGCACAAGCACAAUCAGGACUGGAAGCACCAACACAAUCAUCACAGGAACGAGCUCGAAGGCGGCCUCGAGUUCAUUUCAAAGCUACAAAUCUUCGACCACAUCUGCUGUUCUCGCCUCAAACAGUGCCAGCAAACCAGACAGCCUUGUCUCGAAGUCCGACACUAAGUCGCUACCCUUGUCAACUUCGGCAGCCUAUGUGUCCUCUGCUGCGACCAGUAGCAGUCGCACGUACAUUGCUUCAUCGUCGUUAGACCUUGACGAGGAGACCACCCGGUCCUCUUCGCGACCCACAGCCACCAGCAAUGUGCAGCCGUUUGCAAGACCUACGGAUGCUCUAAGUAAUACCUAUGAAUCUGACUUUAAAACCAGGACAAUAGUCAAUUUAUCUUCGACAAGCACUUCUUCUCUAACAACCAAGUCAUCCUCGAUAACGAGUCCCUUAUCGAACGCAACUUCGUCGUCCAAGGUCAUCGUCUCCUCAACAAGUAAAUUUUCCUCGGUAAGCACUAUUGUCGCUGUCGGGACUACGACGAAGUCUUCCGCCCCCGCGACAGCAACGAAUACGUUGACCAAGGGGAAUUCGACGAUGGCCUUCUCACUUAGCAAGAACGAAGUCAUAGUCGAAAGACCUUUCACCUGGUCGACUUACUUCGCUGCCAUGUUCUUGCCGGCCCUGGUUGCCGUUGUCAUCAAAGUGACGUGGGAGGUCAUUGCCACUUCACUUAAGCUAAUCGAGCCAUUCGAACGUCUAGCAAAAGGCAAUGGAGCCACCGCCAGCUAUUCAAUUCUGACAGAGUACUUGGAAGGCAUGAUCUCAUCCGACAUCCUGCAAGCGCUGGGCCACGGUCGCACAAUUCCCAUUAUUUCUGCGCUCAUCUACAUCAUGGUUGGAGUUGCACCACUCAUUGCUUCCGUCUCGAUGAGUGUGAAGCCUCGGAAGAUGUGCCUCGAUGACGAAAACCAAUAUCGACCAUGUGAUCCUGCAUGGGUCAUCAACAUACCCUUGAUUAGAUUGCUAGAAGGCUUUGUCUUGGCGUGCAUAGCCCUAGUGCUUUGUCUAAUGUGGUUGACGCGGAGGUCACGCAUUCCUCUUGCUACAAACCCAAGCUCGAUUGCUUCACUGGCUACCUUACUAAACUACCAGACUCUACUGCAGGAGCUGCAAAGCAUUGACCCGGACGCAGACGGCAGAUUGUUCAGCGCUGCUUGGAAGAAAAAGCUAUUCCGCAUAGUUGAACAUUAUGAUCAGAAAACUGAUCGAACACGGUUUGGGUUCGUGACGUAUCGGACUAAGCAUGCGGUACAAAAUGAAGACCGCAGUAGCUGGCUUUCGUUCUCGACAUCCAGCAAGACGUCGCGAAUUAGCUACACGUCCAUUGAUGACAAUCCUGACGAUGCUGGUCGGGUCAAGCCGUCAAGCAGUUUCCAGUUUCGACGAUACUCCUAUGCCUGGACACUCACCUCAUUGCACCUGCUCACAACGACCGCUCUUCUGACGAUCAUUUUGACCUACUGGCUCGACCAAAACCUUGACGAUGCUUUCAACAGGUUCUUCAAUGCCGAUAGUGUACCAGCGAUUGUUCCGAAAACUCUGCUUGUCGGUUUAGCAGUACUGGUUGAUAUGCAGAUGAAACACCUCGAUCGAGUCGUUCGUAUCACCGAUCCCUUCCGUCGACUUGCAUCACGAAAUGCCCGAGCGGAAACCACGAUUUUACUUCCGUUGAAUGGCACUUGUUGGAGCAACCUCCCCAGAAAUCUUUACCUGCUCUUCCGAUACGAGUUCGCCGAAGGCCGGAUGUGGUGGGUAACAGUAGUCAGUCUUGUCGCGUGUCUCAGUGACCUCAACAUCAUUGCUGUGGCUGGACUACUUUGGAAUCUGGCACAAACGAGUCUGACGUACCAUCUAUGCGGCUAUCUAUCCAUGGCAUGUACUUCGGCAAUCCUUGCCGUCGUCCUGGUAACAAUGGCAUGGUGGCUCAAAGUGUCAGUCAUUCGACGUAUGCCACGCCAACCAGAUACUAUUGGCAGCAUGCUCAGCUAUCUGUGCGGAUCAGAAAUGGUCAGAGAUUGGAAUAGUGAUAGCACGUCAGCGACGCCAAUGGAGUACCUGAGUCGUAAGGAAAGAGACACGUUGGUCAAGAGUAGUGAGAGGAGAUUCUGCUUCGGAAGAAUGCUUGGUGUCGACGAUAGGGAAAGAUGGUGCAUUGACUACGAAAGAGACCAAGGACACGUUAUGAUUGAGAACGAUAUCGAGCCUGGGAACAGUGCGACUGCUUCAAGCAUGCGUGGAAAAUGGCAGCCAGCACCAACGCAUACGAUACCGAGAAAGCCCCUAGCACGUGAACUAGGGUCGGAAUCAGCAUUGAUGGGAAGUGAUCAGAGUUCGGAUGGCUGGAGUCGUUUUCCCUCGUUGAGGGCGUCUAGGUCUCAUGAGCGACAGCAGUUGAAUGAGUAUGACUAG
This is a messenger RNA of Lithohypha guttulata, 3189 nucleotides long. RefSeq lists its product as uncharacterized. The record is from RefSeq and is a predicted model, not a curated record. The transcript has 2 exons. The coding region runs from base 1 to 3189 and encodes 1062 amino acids. NCBI's taxonomy places the organism in Eukaryota, Fungi, Ascomycota, Eurotiomycetes, Chaetothyriales, Trichomeriaceae.